AUGGUGGAAGAACCACCCCCGGGAGAUUUGCUCUUCACAACAGGCACCUUCUUCGAUUCCACUCUGACCUGCAACGAGAAAACAUGGAAGCUACACAAGGCCAUCUUGUGCCAGAAGUCCUCAUACUUCCACAAGAUGCUUACUGAGAACUCGGAUGAAGCGAACACUGGCUCGUUGCACGUUGAGGAUCAAGAACCUUACAUCGUAGAUGAGGUCCUCUAUGCCAUGUACACCGGCGAGCUGCAACCCCGGGGCCGUAUGUUACAUGACGGCCACCGCAUAAAGAUCCUCGUGAAGGUUGUCAAAUGCGCGCAUUACUUCGGUUGCCCCAUGGCCAAACACAAAGCAAUUCGACAGAUUGAAAGUUCUCUCCAACUUAUUGCGGUGGACUGGUGCGCUGGAAGUUAUGGUCACUGCAGCGAGAUCAUCGACCUUGCCAAGACUGCCUACCGGUACAAUGAUACCACAGCCCACCCGUCCCUGCAGGAAGUAUUCCUUAAUUUCAUGACAGCGUCGAACUACAAGGCAUAUAGCUAUCCUCGAUUUCGGGAACUUCUGGCAAGCUCGCCCAAGCUUGCUCAAGACCUUCUUCUUCAGAUGCUGCCGACAAAUCAGAACAACAACUGCAGUGUGGUCCUGGUUGGACUCAGUAAGGGAACCUGCGCUAAUUGUGAAGCCGACGAGAGUAUGGACCUGAUGGACACGUGGUUUGAGAAGUCUGAUGAGGAGAGCACCACUGAAAUGGCUAUUCGAGGAUACUGCGCGGGCUGUUGGAAAGAGAAUCAUCGACCUUCUGUGGAUCUGGACGAGGAAUAG
This is a messenger RNA of Anthostomella pinea, 816 nucleotides long. Lineage: Eukaryota; Fungi; Ascomycota; Sordariomycetes; Xylariales; Xylariaceae. The record is from the annotation of a GenBank genome assembly.